AGAUUCUCUCCGACGUUAUCCACUUCCGCUUAGCUCCAAGGUACAGCGAAGCCCAUCAAUGGCGGUUAGUUAGCCUCCGCUCCUCCUCGAAGAUGAAUCGAAUUUCAGCUCUCGUGACUCCUCUCCUUCCUUCCUCCUGCUCCGUCCCGACGCGACGGCGCUACCCCGGCAGAGCGAAUCGCUACACCAAACGUCUCAACCUCAAGCCUCUCACCUCGCGCAUCGUGCUCCUCACGCGGCGUCGCCAGCUGGAUCAGAUAGUGGAGGAGGUGGAAGCGGCUAAGAAACGGUAUGGGAGGCUGAACACGAUCGUGAUGAACUCCGUUUUGGAGGCUUGCGUUCACUGCGGAGAUGUCGAUUUGGCUUUACGGUUGUUCGAUGAGAUGGCGGAGCCUGGUGGAUGCGGCGUUGAUUCCAUCACUUACGCCAUUAUCUUGAAGGGAUUGGGAAAGGCUAGGAGGAUUGAUGAGGCGUUUCAAAUGAUGGAGUCUAUAGAGAAAGGAACUGCUCUUGGGAAUCCAAAGCUGUCAUCGGCUCUUGUCUAUGGGCUGCUUGACUCGCUGAUCAAUGCCGGAGAUUUACGGCGUGCCAAUGGUCUACUUGCACGAUAUGGAACUUUACUCCUAGAGCAGGGCGGCCCGUCUAUUCUCAUCUAUAACUUGUUGAUGAAGGGGUAUAUUAACUCAGGAUCUCCACAAGCGGCAGUGGUUUUGCUGGAUGAAAUGUUACGACUUGGAUUGGAGCCUGAUAGACCAACUUACAAUACUUUGAUCCAUGCCUGCAUCAAAUGUAGCGAUUUGGAUGCGGCGAUGAAGUUUCUAAAGGAAAUGAAGGAGAAAGCAGAGGAAUACUACGAUGAUUCUCUUCGUCCAGAUGUUAUAACAUACACCACUUUGGUGAAGGGAUUUGGAGAUGCGAAGGAUCUGACAUCGCUUCAAGAAGUAUAUCUGGAAAUGAAAUUGUGUGAUAGCUUGUUCAUUGACCGGACUGCAUUUACAGCAGUCGUUGAUGCUCUUCUAAAGUGUGGUUCAACGAGCGGGGCCCUUUGUGUCUUUGGUGAAAUACUGAAGAGAAGCGGAGAUGAUGUAGAAUUGAGACCAAAGCCGCACUUGUACAUGUCUAUGAUGCGUGCGUUUGCUGUCCAAGGAGAUUACGGCAUGGUUAGAAACCUGUAUCUUCGCCUAUGGCCAGAUUCUUCCGGAAGAAUCUCCAAGGCUGUCCAACAAGAAGCUGAUAAUCUGCUGAUGGAAGCAGCUCUCAAUUCUGGUCAGCUCGAUGAGGCCCUCGGGAUUCUUACAAGUAUUGUUAGAAGGUGGAAGGCAAUACCUUGGACGACUAGUGGAGGCAUGGCUGCUGUUCGCCUAGAAGCAUUGUUAGGCUUUUCCAAGUCUAUAUUACGUCCACAUAUACUCAGUAAGGUGAUACCGGGUGAACCAAUAGAAAGUAUUAUGGUUCCAUUUGAAGCCACUCGGCCAUUGCUAGGCACACUGCAGCUGAAGAAUGUGGUCAUGCGGUUUUACAAGGAGCAAGCUGUACCAAUUGUAGACGACUGGGGAAGCUGCAUAGGCCUUUUGCAUCGAGAGGAUUGCAACAAUCUUGAUGCGUCAUUGGUAUCAAUGAUGAGAAGCCCGCCUCCAUGUGUGAGUACAACGACAUCGAUUGGUCGCGUGGUAGAUCUAGUUUUGGAAAAGAAACAUAAGAUGGUUAUAGUUAUUCAUUGUUGUGGGAACGGUUACAGCUCAAAGGCAGUAGGAGCUUUUACAAGAGCACAGUUGUAUCGGUUGUUUGAACCAGAGCAAAAGCUGCUCUGGUGGAUGUAAGUUAAGUAAUAUCCCUUUUUGUACGAGUUAAUUUCUUAUAAUUUGUUAGAUAUUCUUGUCA
This is a messenger RNA of Brassica napus (rape), 1881 nucleotides long. Its product is annotated as pentatricopeptide repeat-containing protein At5g10690-like. Bases 93 to 1820 code for a protein of 575 amino acids. NCBI's taxonomy places the organism in Eukaryota, Viridiplantae, Streptophyta, Magnoliopsida, Brassicales, Brassicaceae. The transcript has 11 exons. The record is from RefSeq and is a predicted model, not a curated record. Gene Ontology annotation, molecular function: protein binding.